This is a messenger RNA of Microstroma glucosiphilum, 1581 nucleotides long. RefSeq lists its product as hypothetical. Bases 1 to 1581 code for a protein of 526 amino acids. The record is from RefSeq and is a predicted model, not a curated record. Lineage: Eukaryota; Fungi; Basidiomycota; Exobasidiomycetes; Microstromatales; Microstromataceae. The transcript has 2 exons.
AUGCCUGGCGAUGUGGGCCCUGUCAUAUCAAUGCUCUACCGCCGAGAUGCGCUCUUCAGCUUGGCGACUUUAUUGAGCGAGAACAAGAGUUUCAAAAUCGUCUUCGGCGUGGUAUGGAUUAUAUGUGGCCUCCUCUUGCUCUUCUUUGGGCUUGACUCCUUUCGCUGGCUGAGCUCCUUCCGCUCCAAAGGCUCCUCCAUCCCUUCGACCAAACAGCCUCGCAGAAUUCUGGGAGCAGGAGUUGGAGGCAUACUCAUUGGGUUCCUGGCCGGGAGCACCCUCUCGAUCUUGCUCAUCACUAGCUUCGCGACAAGACAAAGCUCGACUCUGACCCCCGGCGGACUACUCGUAGCCUGGCUCAUACCGGGUCUGAUCGUCGCGCCGCUCGCCGGUCACUUCAGCUUUCUAUCGAGAGUGUUGACAGGCUUACUCGGAAGUAUGAACCUCGUUCUGUUACUGACGGCGCUAGGCGGCGUACACACACUCGCGACUCGAGCAGCAUUACUCGUGGUGGCGGCACCAGUGCUUACUGUUCCUCUUCUUAUACCGCCCAAGUCUCGCUGGGGGCAAGUCAAGUGGUGGCUGCUGAACAUCAACACCUCCUUCGUUGGAGCGAUGAUCUUCCUGGAUGGGAUAGCCCUCUUUGCCUCACCGCAAGAUACAUCUCACGCUUGGCUCGAUCUCUGGACUCUCCUCUUCGCCCCUGAUCUCGGAGCUUCAGAGUCGACGAUCGUACAGCAGUGGGGUACAACUGCCUUCAAGGGGUACGUUGCUGGCGCCAUCAUUCUCGUUUUGGCCGGUAUAGCAUUCGAGUGGUACUUUGAUCAUUGUGCAGAUGAGGAUGUAGGGGAAGAGUGGAGCGACUAUCUAGGCGUAUCUACUGAACAGGCGGAGAAGGACACUGAAGGCAGGCCCGAUGCAGCUUACAUGCCUGAGAUGGGAGGAAGCAGAGCAUAUGGUGAGGUGAGGGCGGGUAUCUUAGACGUACCUCAAUCACUCUGGGCCCGCAUCAAGAGCCACGGUAGAUAUCGACGAGGAGCUCCUGCAGCCUAUGGAGGAUAUAGCGAGGGGAGGAGUACCCCGUUGGCCGAACAGCCGUCGUAUACAGAGCGAGUAGCCUCCAUACGGAGCUUUAGAAGAUCCGGUCGGAGGCCGGCUAGGUAUGUUCCUCACGAGGACGAGGAAGCCAUUGACGGGGACUUCGACGUCGAAUUCGAGGGAGUGUAUGCUUAUGCCGAUCAGCAGAAAGAUGGUCUGCAUCUCGCGAUACCCCAGUACACAUCUCCCGGCAUGCCUCGGAUCCCGUCCUACAGCUCAGAACCACACCAGUCACAGUCGUCCAGUCUGAUCAGUGGCUCGACGGCUGUGGAGAAGACUGGUGAGGAGAUAUCUCAGAAGGAUCUCGACAAUGUAUCACCUCCAGCAACAGCAUUCUCCGGCGAUCUGGCUUCUCAAGAAUCCCCUGGUCAAGUUACUGCUACGCCCUCUCUGCUGAACGCUGUUGAGCGAAUCCAGCGCGCUCAGCAAGAGACCAGGAUGGACGCCGAGUCGCAGAGCGUAUGCUAUGCGAGUGCUAUUUGA